Messenger RNA from Sugiyamaella lignohabitans, 627 nucleotides. RefSeq lists its product as uncharacterized. The transcript has a single exon. The coding region runs from base 1 to 627 and encodes 208 amino acids. The record is from RefSeq and is a predicted model, not a curated record. NCBI's taxonomy places the organism in Eukaryota, Fungi, Ascomycota, Dipodascomycetes, Dipodascales, Trichomonascaceae.
AUGUUUGUACGAAAUUUGGCGAGAGUUGCAAGACAGCAACAGACAGGAGUGGCCAGAUCAUGGAUCAGAUCGUUUGUGCAGUUGCGAGAGGUGCCCACUGAUGUGUAUGGACAUACGACACCCAAUGAAUCAGGAGUGAGACUGUCGCUGUCGAAGAAACCGAAUGCCGUUUAUAUUGGCACGAUCCCAAACUCUGCGGUGGCGAGUUUUCGCCAGGCUUUUGAAGCCGAGAAAGAGGCUAAAGACGACCAGGACGACCGAGAAAUGCAUCCCAGUCAGCUGCUGGAUCCCGGCGAGUUCUCAUCGCACCAGAAGUUCCUCGACAUCGCUCAUAAAACCAUUGGCGAGCAUAUCCAGAACUGUCCAGUCUUCUCACAACUGGCAGCAGCCGAACAGGGUGAAAAAUCUCUGUUCUUCCACAUCUACGAUCUGCGACGACCUCCUCCACACGGACGGAUCCCCGAAGUCGAGGAUAUAGUGGGCACUGUCCGGCUCGAAAGCGGCAAAAUCGUGCCCAAUUCCUACGAACCAAACGCCAUGUACCGCUCAGUGACCCCCUACGGCAUCUUCACAGUAUCCGACUACCUCAACUCCAAAAUUGUUUCCGAAUGUGAGAAGUCAUCGUAG